ACGAGGGGCGGCGCGGAAAGUUCGGAGCAGGGUCACUCCCUGCCUGGCGCUGCCAGAGGCCGCUUCUCGGGACUCCCAGCCGGGCGCCGGGCACAGCAGAGCGGGCGACAUGAUCCUCCUGGCUGUGCUUUUUCUCUGCUUCAUCUCUUCCUACUCGGCUUCUGUGAAAGGGCACACGACGGGCCUCUCGCUGAACAACGACCGCCUGUACAAGCUCUCCUAUGCCACCGAGGUUUACCUCGAUCGGGGGAAGGGUCACAACGUCGUGGGCUACCGGCUUUCUUCCAGCGUGGACGUGGUCCUGCUGUGGCGGAACCCGGACGGGGAUGACGACCAGCUGAUCCAGAUCUCGAUCACGGAUGUCAAUGUCGAGAACGUGAAUCAGCAGAGAGGCGACAAGAGCAUCUUUAAAGGGAAGAAGCCCCCUAAGAUCAUAGGGAAGGAAAACUUGGAGGCGCUGCAGAGGCCAGUGCUCCUCCACCUGGUGCAUGGAAAGGUGAAAGAAUACUACGCAUAUCCGAAUGAGCCCGUGGCCAUUGAGAAUCUCAAGAGAGGCCUGGCCAGCCUGUUUCAGAUGCAGCUGACCUCUGGGAACACCAAUGAGGUAGAUAUCUCUGGGGAUUGCAAAGUGACCUACCAGGCUCAGCAAGACAAAGUGAUCAAAGUAAAGGCCUUGGAUUCCUGCAAGAUAGAAAGGCCUGGAUUCACAACCCCAAAUCAGGUCUUGGGGGUCACGUCGAAAGCCUCUUCUGUCACCACCUAUAAGAUAGAGGACAGCUUUGUGAUCGCCGUGCUGGCCGAGGAGACACACGCCUUCGGGCUGAAUUUUCUACACAGCAUCUCAGGCAAAAUCGUUUCAAAGCAGAAACUAGAGCUGAAGACGACAGAAGCAGGCCCGAGACUGAUCCCUGGGAAGCAGGUUGCCGCCGCCAUCAAAGCUGUGGAUUCCAAGUACACGGCCCUCCCCAUUGUGGGCCAGGCCUUCCAGAGCGAGUGCAAAGGAUGCCCGUCUCUCUCGGAGCACUGGCAGUCGGUCAGGAAGCACCUGCAGCCCGACAGCCUGUCUGAGGCCACGUCCGUGAGAAGCUUCCUGGCCUUCAUCCAGCACCUGCGCACGGCCAAGAGGGAGGAGAUCGUGCAGAUCCUGAAGGCCGAGAACAAGGAAGUGCUGCCACAGCUGGUGGACGCCGUCACCUCCGCCCAGACCCCAGACUCACUGGACGCCAUUCUGGACUUCUUGGAUUUCAAGAGCGACAGCAGCAUUGUCCUGCAGGAGCGCUUUCUCUAUGCCUGCGGCUUUGCCUCCCACCCCAACGAAGACCUCCUGUAUGCCCUCAUCAGAAAGUUCAAAGGCUCCUUCGCGAGCAAUGACAUCAGGGAGACCGUGAUGAUCGUCAUCGGGGCCCUUGUCCGGAAGCUGUGUCAGAACGAAGGCUGCAAACUCAAGGCAGUGGUAGAAGCCAAGAAGUUAAUCCUGGGAGGACUUGAAAAGGCCGAGAGCAAAGCAGACACCAUGAUGUACCUGCUGUCCCUGAAGAACGCCCUGCUCCCCGAGGGCAUCCCGCUGCUGCUGAAGCUGGCCGAGGCCGGGGAGGGGCCGGUCAGCCACCUGGCUGUCACCGUGCUGCAGAGAUACGACGUCCCUUUCAUCACUGAGGAGGUGAAGAAGACCCUGAACAGGAUCUACCACCAGAACCGCAAGGUGCACGAGAAGACGGUGCGCACCACGGCCGCCAGCGUGCUCCUGAGCAGCAACCCGUCCUACAUGGAGGUGAAGAACAUCCUGCUGUCCAUCGGGGAGCUGCCCAAGGAGAUGAACAAGUACAUGCUGGCCACCGUGCAGGACAUCCUGCGCUUCGACAUGCCCGCCAGCAAAAUGGUCCGCCGGGUCCUGAAGGAGAUGGUGGCUCACAACUACGACCGGUUCGCCAAGAGCGGCGCGUCCUCAGCCUACACCGGCUACAUAGAACGCACCCCCCACUCGGCCUCCACCUACAGCCUGGACAUCCUCUACUCGGGCUCCGGCAUCCUGCGGAGGAGCAACCUCAACAUCUUCCAGCACAUGGGGGCCACCCACCUCCACGGCAGCCAGGUGGUCAUCGAGGCGCAGGGCCUGGAGACCCUGAUCGCAGCCACCCCGGACGAGGGCGAGGAGAACCUGGACUCCUACGCCGGCAUGUCGGCCAUCCUCUUCGACGUGCAGCUCAGACCCGUCACUUUCUUCAGCGGAUACAGCGACCUGAUGUCCAAAAUGCUGUCGGCCUCGGGUGACCCCAUCAGCGUGGUCAAGGGCCUGAUCCUGCUCAUCGAUCACUCCCAGGAGCUCCAGUUGCAGUCUGGACUCAAGGCCAACAUGGAGAUCCAGGGCGGUCUGGCCAUUGACAUUUCCGGAGCCAUGGAGUUCAGCCUGUGGUACCGGGAGUCCAAGACCAGGGUGAAAAACAGGCUGGCCGUGGUGAUCGCGGGCGAGGUCACCGUGGACGCCUCGUUCGUGAGAGCCGGCAUGGAGGUGAGCGCCGAGACGGAGGCGGGCCUGGAGUUCAUCUCCACCGUGCAGUUCUCCCAGUACCCCUUCCUGGUGUGCCUGCAGAUGGACAAGGCCGAGGCUCCCUUCAGGCAACUCGAGACCAAGUACGAGAGGCUGGCGACGGGCCGAGGCUACGUGGCCCGCCGCAGACGGGAGCGGCGGCUCUCCGGCUCGGAGUUCCCGCUGCACCGGGAGAACUCCGCCAUGUGCAAGGUGGUGUUCCCGCCCCAGCCCGAGGCCGCCUCCGGCGGAGGCUGGUUCUGAGCCGCCCGGCCGGCCCCGCGGAGAGCGCCGUUCACACGUUGACUCGUAUUUAAGAUUUUUGUAAGAGCCACGAACACCUCGCGCGUGGAGCCGGGUCUCGGCCACCGCCCUGCCGC
Messenger RNA from Talpa occidentalis (Iberian mole), 2907 nucleotides. It is a transcript of the gene MTTP, whose product is annotated as microsomal triglyceride transfer protein. NCBI's taxonomy places the organism in Eukaryota, Metazoa, Chordata, Mammalia, Eulipotyphla, Talpidae. Gene Ontology annotation, molecular function: lipid binding. The record is from RefSeq and is a predicted model, not a curated record. Gene Ontology annotation, biological process: cholesterol homeostasis; lipid transport; lipoprotein metabolic process. The transcript is spliced from 19 exons. Gene Ontology annotation, cellular component: endoplasmic reticulum; Golgi apparatus; basolateral plasma membrane. Bases 110 to 2791 code for a protein of 893 amino acids.